UAAAAUAUAUAGUUUAGUUCUUUUUACAUAGUUAAAUUAGAAUAAACUUCUUUUUUUUUUGAACAAUUAUUUGAUUCUAUUCACCAUAAUGUAUUUGUACUCCGUCUGAAAUGCAAGCGAAUAGAAGAUUUUGUCAAACUAGGGACUGAUUGAUAUCAUUCUGUACGCCAUUGUUUGCAGAUUCAUUAAGUCUUAAAAAUAAUUCUUUUCGUUCUAAACUGUAGUCACACUUUUUCUUUGUUUCAACUGACUUCUUCCUCAAAUACAAUGCCAACAACUGAAUCAGAACAAAAUGUAAAAACAUGGAUAAAUAAACCUCAUAGUUUCGAUAAUACAGAUACAGUUAGUCGAGUGUCUUCAGUUUCGACUACUAUUGCGGAAGACUUGGCUGAUAUCCAUCUCGACACAAAAAACGAAUAUGUACUCUCUACUAGUAAAAGGUCAUCCUUAUUAGAAAACAGACAAUAUCCUUCAUUGCCUCCAUCACCACCACCACCGAUACCACCGUCAGUCUUAGAAAAAUCAAGUGUUAGCAGUUAUCGUAAACGGAUAUCAACACUUGGUGCAAAACGGAAAUCUUUCAGUCACGCUACCAAAACGCUAAACUUUUUUACAAAGAAUGAAAAAUUCAAUAGACCAAAAAGUAUGGAUUUGUUUACUAUUCCAACGCCAUCACCUACACCAGUCAAAACCAAAAAAAGAAAAUCAUUUGAUAAAGAAAAACCAUUACCAGCCGUACCUAUAGAACAAAAGAGAGACUCAGAAAGGAAAAUGUCUUUAAAUGAAGAAUCAAAGAUAAAAGAAGUGAAUUUUGAACCACUAAGAUUACGAGAUAUCACAAUGAUUCUUGAUAGAAACGAACGCAUGUUAGCUUAUAAUAAAGCUUUUGAACGAUGUAUUAAUACUGUUAGUCCAUUAAAAGGGGUUUUCAAGUCAUUAAAAAAGAAACCACCAUGUCCGCCUGUUCAUAAAGAUCAAUAUGAAUCCGUGAAAAUAAAAACCCCUAAAAAAGCCCUUACAUUACCUUCAUUGAUUGCUAAGAAAAAUGGUGCAUAUUCAUCUUUGAAAAUAUAAAGUCAGACUUUAUGCCAGUGAAUAUCUCAUCCCCUACCUGAUAGUAAUUAAUAGUGCAAAAAGAAGAGAUGGAUAUCUUCAUAAAGUGAUUAAUAAAGUUAAAUAUGUUUGGGAAAAGGAGAGGAGAAAAAAAAAAAAAAAUAAACUAUGUUGUGUCACCUUGUAGAUGUAUUCUCACGGUGUUACCAAUGUACGUCUGAUUCAGCCCUCCAGCUAAAAAAAAAAAAAAGAAAAAGAGA
Messenger RNA from Halteromyces radiatus, 1313 nucleotides. RefSeq lists its product as uncharacterized. NCBI's taxonomy places the organism in Eukaryota, Fungi, Mucoromycota, Mucoromycetes, Mucorales, Cunninghamellaceae. The record is from RefSeq and is a predicted model, not a curated record. Bases 268 to 1074 code for a protein of 268 amino acids. The transcript is spliced from 5 exons.